Adineta steineri is the source of this 351-nucleotide messenger RNA. NCBI's taxonomy places the organism in Eukaryota, Metazoa, Rotifera, Eurotatoria, Adinetida, Adinetidae. The record is from the annotation of a GenBank genome assembly.
AUGUUCAGCGAAUUCAAAGAUGAGCAUUCUGGAAAAACAACAACAUUUCGUAUACUUAUUAGUGAUGAAACAGCAAUACAAGGUACUACUUAUAUUGAUGGACAAAAUGUUAAUUUUCGUUUAAGACCAUUAUGUAUAAUUUUUCUUUUUUUCCAUAAUGAACGUGUAUGUAAUCGUAUCAUGUUUAAUAGUCAAUUAGCUUGUUUAGGUACGAUUCAACAUUUAAAAACUAAAUUUGGUCAAGGUUAUACAAUUGAAAAUGUUGACGCAUUUUUAUUAACACAAACACAAUCUAUUCUUAUAUUUCAAAUAGAAAAAAGUAUAUCUACUGAGCUAUUUGAAAUAGUAUAA